GAAAGGAACUUCCGUAUUGGCUCCACUCUCCGUCCACAGAGGCGAAUGUCGGUGUAGUUUGUUUCUGUUGUCGUCUGUGCGGGGACGCGAUCGGUCAGACGAGGUGUUUGUGUGUCAGAAAACUUUAUUCUUUGAUUUUUUUUAAAUCUUUGAUUCAUUUAUGUGUACUUUGUGACCUCUGGGGAUGUUUUGUCGACUCUUCCUGGUUUCGGCUCUGCUGCCUUGUUGCACAGCUACAGGUGAAUCCUUGACGCAUGCUCCACCACAGGAAGUGGAAGGUCUGGAGAAGGUCCUGGCCUUCGCCGGCGGCGACGUCAUUCUGCCCUGCACCUUCAGCAACAUUGCCAGCCGCGACUUUCCAACAGUUGAGUGGUCCAAGGAAGACCUGAAGCCAAACAUCAUCUUCCUCUACCGGGAUGGGUGUGAGAUUCAGGAGAUGAAAAAUCCGGCCUUUGAGUUCAGGACAAGCUUCGUGAUGAAAAACCUGGAACAUGGAGGCAUUUCCCUCAGGAUCUCCAACGUGAAGCUGUCCGAUGCCGGGAGAUACAUGUGCAAGAGGCUUUGGAAGAACUCCAUUUCAGACGUUACAACUGUGGAGCUUGUUGUGGGUGCAGUAUCUGAGCCGAAACUGUCAAUGGAACUCCUAGAGGGCGGAGGAGUGACUCUCCUUUGUGAGGCGAGCUGCUGGCUGCCAGAGCCCGACAUCACCUUUCUGGAUGAUCAGGGAAAUGAGAUCCCAGCUAAAGAAGACCCAAAAAGAGACCUAGAAGCCAGUGGAUGUUACACCGUGAGGCGUAGAGUGCCUCUCCCAACUGCAACGAACAUGAAAAUGAAAAGGGUCAUCUGCAGAGUUCACCAGCUGCAGCUCAACCAGUCCAGGGACACUGCAAUCCUCGUACCAGCCGCCUGCACGCGGUCCUGCCCUCUAACCACCUGCUACACGGUUGGAGGGGUCAUUUGCUUUGCACUGGUUUGUGCAGUCGGAGCCUUGUUAUAUUGCAAGUUCGCAGAAGUUCAAAAACUGCCAGUGGCCCAACGGGCAUCAUAUGAAAAUUCAGCCAACGCUACGACUGAAGAUCAGUUGUCCCUGUUGCAGAGCGCCCUGGCUGAAAGCAAGAGGGAGUUGGAUCAGCGGAUCAAGGAGGUGGCUGACCUCAAGUUGAAGCCUCGUGAGAGAAACGAGACCAUCCACCGACUGCAGGGCAACAUCUCCCCUCAGCUCAGUCCCAUUCUUUUGCAGCACAACCAGCGAACAAUUCCCUGCAGCUCUUCCAGUAUCUCACCCAGUGACCACAAAUCAACACCAGCGGCAUCAAUCAACAGGAACCCUCCUCCAUCUGUCAACUCAUCCCAGAAAAAGGAUCCGAAAACUGGCAUCCUAAGGCAGCACAGCUAUCCAGGACUGAUCAAAAACAGCAGCCCGGAUCUGUCCAGUUCUUCAGUCCGCACAUCAGAGACAAAAACAAAUCCAAACCCCUCCAAGCCCCAGCGUAGACAUUCCAUUGGGUUUUCAUCAGCGGCCCUGUAUAAUAACCGCUACAGUCCCCUGGCAGGUCUCACAGAAGAGUCAUGAGAGAAGGUAACAUGAAGCAGCACAAGCUUCAUGUCUGAGUUUCCCCAAAUCAAACAUACCUAAAAAUACGUCAAGCUUAAGUGGGGCCGUUUGUAAUUUGGUUAGGGUUUGGUUUUUAAGUUUAGUAAAUAAGAUAAGAAUAUUGCUGUGUAGUAUUUUCUAACGAGCUUGGAUCAGAGGUUUAAUCAAGUAAUUCCGUUGGAAAUAUCAAAUCAUGAGAAAUUUAUUUCACCAGUGUUUUAGCUCAGUUUUAGAUUAAAAGUUUCAUUUUAGUUUUACGUUUUCGUUGCAUUUCCAGUUUCUAUGCUAAGCUAAACUAAGCUAAGCACAAGACAAAUCAGCUCUGAGGUCGACUUUCUGUCUCUCAGCCACAAUGAGACGUUCCAGUUCAGCCAAUUACCAGUUUAUCUUUGAUAAAGCUCUUAAGAAACAAACUCCAGUGUCAGAACCUGCUGGGGCUUUAGUCAGGGCCGUGUUAAAUGGCGUUUGAUGUUUGCUUUAGUUUGCAAUGACAAGGAACACAACGAGCUAUUUUAAGGAUUCCAGGAGACGUGACAAGCUUUGAACCAAUGAACGACCUCAUUCUUACUGUGUUGUCGGCCUCAGACAUGCGACACCUGCUGCACAGGUGCGCCUAUGUAGGUCCAGCUGGGAGUAGAGGUACUGAGGGGCUGCAGCAUCCCCUACUGGCAAGUGGUUGUAACUACAAGUCAAAAAAGGUUUACUGAGAAAGAUCAAUUUAGUUUUGUUUUUUUAACUUUCAUUGUCUAUCUGACUUCCAGCAUCCCUGGUUUUGUUUUUGCUCUUAUUUGAAACCUGUUCUUUGUUUUAAACACUAAAAUACAUACGCACUUACUUUUGUCGCUACGGAUCAAACGACUGUAGUCUGAACUCGUAUCGUCUCCAAGAAGAGUCGAGAAAAGAUCGCUGUCCUUUUUUUGCACUUUCACCUUUUUGCCUCCACAGAACCAUUUCAGAAAGGAUUUUUUCACCUGCGCAUUAUUUCACUGUUGCUUUAUGGUAUAUUUAUAUGAACGUGACUCGGGAGGUUUUCACUUCACUGUACAUCUAUGGAAUAACAAAGGAUGGAGGAGUCAGGAUUUACAGUCAGAUUGUACGUCUGGUGAUGUAUGCAUGGGUUCAUUUAUUUAAAUCUAAAUUAAUUCUUUAUUUUAAUGCAAUAUUUGUUUUAAUUAUGAAUUUACAUUUUUGUAUAUAUUUUAUAAACAGUGUUAUGAAAUUAAAUAAAGCUCUUUCUUUGUUUAA
This is a messenger RNA of Scophthalmus maximus (turbot), 2839 nucleotides long. RefSeq names its product butyrophilin subfamily 3 member A2-like. The coding region runs from base 185 to 1573 and encodes 462 amino acids. The transcript is spliced from 6 exons. The record is from RefSeq and is a predicted model, not a curated record. Lineage: Eukaryota; Metazoa; Chordata; Actinopteri; Pleuronectiformes; Scophthalmidae.